Messenger RNA from Stegodyphus dumicola, 1797 nucleotides. RefSeq names its product carbohydrate sulfotransferase 1-like. Gene Ontology annotation, biological process: sulfur compound metabolic process; N-acetylglucosamine metabolic process. NCBI's taxonomy places the organism in Eukaryota, Metazoa, Arthropoda, Arachnida, Araneae, Eresidae. The record is from RefSeq and is a predicted model, not a curated record. Gene Ontology annotation, molecular function: N-acetylglucosamine 6-O-sulfotransferase activity.
AAAUCUUGGUGUACUUUUAAAAAAGAAACCUGAUGUCAAAAUGAAUUUUAAAACACAUGGAACAUUUAGAACAACACAUCCAGGAAUUGUCAAGAAAAUGAAUUUUAAAACAGAUGGAAUUUCGACAACUUCACAUCCAAGAAUUAUCUCCAAAGUUUCAAAAAUGUACGAAAUUGUUAAGAAUAAAACUAUAUUGUCUACAGUGUCUGAAACAUCCCAGCGUAUACAAGCAAAAGUCACUGUUAAACAGUUACCAUUAGGUAGAAAUCCUUCAAGUCAACGUGGAAAAUCUGUUAACUUAAUUAGUAGGCAAGACCGGAUUCAAGAGAUUUUUAAGCAAAGUAGUAUUAUUCAUGGAAGGCCAGCUAUUGAUCCAAUGAAGUCACUAAAGUCAAUGCCUUUAGUAAAUUCUAAAAAUGUAACCAGAAUAAUUGUUUUAACUUAUUUCAGAGCUGGUUCAUCAUUUUUUGGUGAUCUCUUGCAGCAGAACUGGAAAACAUUCUAUCAUUUUGAACCUCUACAUUCAAUGACCUAUGACAGUCGUAUUGGAGAUGAGAAAAUACCGGAUGUUUUUAAUUUAUUUAAUGCUGUUUUUAACUGUAACUUUUCAGAAGUCAAAAGUUACCUGCAGUGGGUACGGAAGCCACGAAAUCAGUUUUUAUUUGCUCACAAUUUGUUUCUAUGGAGUACUUGUCGCAGUAAUCCAAAAAUAUGUUUCAGUCCUACAUUUGUUGCAGCUGUUUGCCAAAGGGCACCUGUUCAUGUGAUGAAAGUAACUCGUCUUCAUAUGCGCCAUUUACGUAACUAUUUGGAAGAUAAUCCAGAUAUGGAAAUCAAAGUCGUGUAUCUUACACGAGAUCCCAGAGGUAUUGUAAGUUCUAGAUGGAGUUUAGAUUGGUGUAAUGGAACUGAAUGUUCUGAUUCUGGAGUUCUGUGUCAUGAAAUGCUUGAAGAUAUUGAGAUAUUUGACAGUCUUCAAGAACAACAACCAUCAAAUUUCAUAAAAGUACGUUAUGAAGAUCUUUCAUUAAAUCCCCAGCUGGAGUCUCAAAAAUUAUUCAAAUUUUUGAAGCUGCCUUUUUCUCCAUCUGUUCAGAGAUUUCUGAAAACUCAUACAGUUGGUAGAAGAACUGAUGAUAAAAAUCCAUACUCAACUAGAAGAAACACUACAGCCAUGGCAUUUAGUUGGCGUGAGCGUUUCACAUACAAACAAGUAAUGGAUGUCCAAGCGUCUUGUGAUAGAGUGCUGAAUAAAUUAAAUCUCUCACUUAUAACAUCUCCAAAUCAAUUACCAUAUCCAGAUGGAAAAAAACAAUCCAAAUCAUCACUUGUAUUAAAGAACAAUAAAAAUGAAAAACUCAAUGAAAAUCAUUUCUUAAGAGCUGCUAAAUACUUAAUUAAUGCUACUGCUGUACAGAAUUCCAGUGAUAUGUCACUCCAGAACUUUAAUUCAUAUCUUUUAAACACUAAUAACACUAACAUUGAAGUUCAUAAAACAUACAGAAUUUUAGAUAGUAACUUGACAAAAAUUGAUCAUGGGAAAAACUCUCCAGCUUUACAGAAGACUACUGUGAAAAGGUAGCAGAAUGUGAUGUGUUUGAAAUUUUUUAUAAGGAACAUGAUAUGCUCAUGAAACUUUUUUAAACUUCAGUUCCUUUUAAAUAUUGAAGUUCCUACCUAUUUAAUCUCUUUUCCAACCUUCUAGUGCAAGAAAGGAUAUAUAUCCUAGUUUCUUGACUACUUUGCUAUCAAAAUGUGAUACGUUUUUUAAUAAAUAAAUUUUUUUUUCAUUUUUAA